AAGAUCAGCCCCAGGCCGGUGUGCAGCCCGUUGACCUGGGCGCGCGGGGCCAUCGCUGGGAACCCCCUCCCUUUCCCCGCGCCGCCUCCGGUGCAAGUGACAACGCGCCCUCCAGGCUCGGGAGCGGCGCUGAACAAUCCCGGGUAGGGCUCGCCUCGCUGGUGACAUCACUCCCGAAGAUACUCCCCACUCUCAGCGCCUGCCUUCGCGAGGCGUCCGUCCGUUUGUCGGUUUCCUUCCGUCCGCUGCUGGAGAGGGCUCAUUGCUGGCGGGGACAGAGCCGGGCACCGAGGAGCGACAGGACCUGGAGGAAGAGGGAGAGCUAAAGCAACGAGGAAAGGAGGACCCCGGCAGGCGACAAGCAUGAAAUUCAGUCCAGCGCACUACUUGCUGCCUCUCCUGCCGGCUCUGGUCCUCAGCACCAGACAGGACUAUGAAGAGCUGGAAAAGCAGCUGAAGCAGGUCUUUAAGGAGCGAAGCACCAUCCUCCAUCAGCUGACAAAGACAUCAAGAGAACUUGAUGGAAUUAAAGUCAACCUUCAGAAUUUGAAAAAUGAUGAGAAAUCUGCAAAAACAGAUGUUCAGAAGCUUCUGGAAAUAGGUCAGAAACAAAGAGAACAAAUGAAGUCUCUCCAGGAGGCCCUGGAAAAUCAACUUAAAGAGACUACUGAGAAAGCAGAAAAACAACAGGCUACUAUUGCUUUUUUAAAGACUGAAAUGGAAAGAAAGAACAAAAUGAUCCGAGAUCUUCAGAAUGAGAAUAAAAGCUUGAAACACAAACUCUUGUCAGGAAACAAGCUAUGUGGCAUGCAUGCAGAAGAGUCAAAAAAAGUCCAAGCCCAGCUUAAGGAGCUUCGUUAUGGGAAGAAGGAUUUAUUAUUUAAGGCCCAACAGCUUACUGAUCUGGAACGAAAAUUAUCUGUGGCCAAAAAUGAGCUGGAAAAAGCAGCUCUUGACCGGGAGUCACAGCUGAAGGCAAUGAAAGAGACUGUACAACUCUGCCUCUCAACGGUUUUCCGUGAUCAGCCUCCUCCCCCUUUGAAUUUCUUCAAGCCAAAUCCAACUCAGAAGUCCAUUCCAUUCAAACCAAUUCAAACUACAAUUGCAGAAACAAGGACAGAAAGCAAGAUUCUACAGCUCACUCCUGAAAACAGUGAGAAAUCUCAACUUGAGACUACAAAGGAAGAAAAUCAGAGUACCCCUGAGUGUGAUACCCAAACUCUUUUACAGGAGAGCACCACGUGCCCAACGAAGCAGGAAGAAAUGACCACAAGCAAUGACACUAAAGAAUCAGAACCUGUCCUACAGGAUGUGCCAGUGCCUCCUUGUAAUGAAUGUGAAGAAGAAAAAAAUCCAGAACAAUUGACCCCCACUGAUGGGAAGGCAACUAGAGAAAAACUACUGUAAAUACCAAGAAACUGUGUUAAAAAACAUCCCUUUGCUAUUGUCUUCAUACUCUUUUUAGACCCCAAGCUUGAUGGAAAUACUAAGUUUUUAAAGCAUGCAACUUUUUCACAGUUUUAUGUAACUUUAUAAAGUAGUCUACCACUUUUCCAAAAGAUUCCAGGCCAAUUAUGAUCCUUAAGCAAUAACCUAAUUAAAAUGGAUAUCCACAGUCAUACAUAGUCAUUGUCAUCAAUAAAUUGCCCAAUAUAAACUGGUCUUUUUUGAACUCAAGUGCAGUAUAACAUUAAAUUCUUCUGGUUCAUUUGGGUAUCCAGUACUUCGAUGAUCUAGUUUUUGAAAUCAACUGAAGAAUGAUUAAAUGUUGUGAAUCCUCAGCAUUCUUAGAAUCCAAAUUGAAACCAUAUCAUGGAGAGUUUGUUUCAUGCCGGUUAAAUGGGAGUUGCUUUGGUUGAGGUUGGAAUCUGUGCUGACCCAAAUAUAUUAUUUAUAUAAGGGCAUUCAUUGCUAUUCUCAUUAUUAUUAUUAUUCAGAACCAUGUUUAAAUAUAACAUCAAGGAAAACUGUCAGGGAUUUAGUCAGUAUAACAGAAUUCAUUAAAUAGGUUUUGUAUGAUGUAGACAAAAUAUCAAGGAUGAAUGACUAAGUUCCUGACAAAAUUUAUUAGAUUUUUUGGCAUUCUAUAGACACACCCCUAUGGUUGUCCACUGGAAUUACUCCAAAUUAGAAUUCAAGCUGUUUAAUACUCAGUGUGAUUUUUGAUAUGAAAUUGGGUAACAGAAUGCGGAAUGGAAAGAAGGUCUAAAAUACAAAAUGAAAGCAGAAAAUAUACAUUUUAAAAUGGGGAUUUGAUGAGAGUAAAACAGCCAGAAAUGAAUCCCAAUUUGUAUAUUUUGAAAACAAAUGCAUAUUAUUAAAACAAAUCAAUGGCUGUGAGAUUUCUGAAUAAGAAUACUGCUGAUCAAAUAAAAUUCAUUCUCAAAUACUGUGAACCUACCCUGCAAGCAGGAGGAAUUGACACUGAUUGAUGAGAUGGAUAUAGCAUUAAACUUGCAGGCUAAAAUCAAUGGCUUAAAUGAUGCAGUUAGAAUGGUCUGCCCCAAACAAUAUUCACUUCUGAUGGUUAGAUCUGUUUUGCAAAAAAAGCAUAUUAAACCCUUGGUCUUAUAGAAUGGAUGUGCCAGGCCACAAUUAUUACAUUUGGAACACAGUAUCCUGGCAGCCUGUGCUUUAUAUUUCACUAUAGUGAAACUUGUAAUCAGUAGAUGAACUUAAAUUCUGAGGUAGAACGGUACCACUUUGAUCACAUUGACAUAGUUGAAGAAAAUUAGUGAUCUGGAGAAAUGUCAAACUAUCAUUAAAAGUAAAAGUAAAACUCUGAUACUUUCAUGUAGCAGUUGUAAUUGCUGAGUAAUUCAGUGACAUUCAUGAGUGUUUUUCAUAUUACACGCUACCUAAGAAAGAAAGAUAACUAGUUUUACAGAUGAUUUAUAUAAUGUUUUCAGGUGAAAUAUCCAGGACAGGAGAAAAUAGCAGGGUCUGAAGUUCCUGCUGACACCUUCUCAGUUCUAGAAAUCAUUUAAUCUAUGAGAUGGAAUAUUGCUCGUUUCCCAAGUCCUAUUCCUUGUAAUUUCCCUACUGUGCCUAGAAACCCUUACCGUCUCUAAAGAUUUUUGAAAGGGAAGUAGAUAAUUUUAGUUUUAAUUUAGGUUUACUUUCCUACCACCACCCAUGGCUCUAACUUCCCUCCUAGAGUGUAUGAAUCCUAUGGAAAGUUAAUUAUCAUUUCACCUCAGCAAAGUAUGUUUUAAGGAAUCUUUGGAAAUAAUAAGGAAUCUUCAGGCUGAUGUCUGAAAUUUUUAUAGGUAACAAGAUAAUUUGGCUUGCUAUUAAUCAAAUUUGAACAGCUUCACAUGUAAAUUAUUUUUCUAUGCUCUAAAUUCCUAUUCUACUACAUGAAAUAUAAUCAGUUUGCUCCUCAAUUACUGGUGUGAUCAAAUGGGCUUUGAGUAUAAUGUAUCCACUUUUUAUCUUUAACGAUAGAUAGCAUUAUGCAUCCUGCAGAGUUUAUUGAAGUAUAUUGAUUGCAUUGUUUGUUUAAAAACAAAAGGAAUUUGCAGUAGAAGAGCUUUAUGCAUAUUUUAAGAAAUAUUCUGGGAGUUACUUUUAACAGUUAAUUACAGGAUUUUUAAAUGUACUAUGACGACAUAGACAUGCUAAAAAAUGAAUGCAUACUAAUAAAAUGAAUACAUUUUAUUUAUUUCUCUCAAUCCUUUAAUUGUUUUAAAAUAGCAUCGAAGAGGUUUAAAAUGUGUUACAUGUGUGGCUUUUGCCCAUAAGAGAGGUGCCGUCUCCUAUUAUUUCUUUAAUUUGCAUCUAUCUAAAUAGUUACUGUUUUUGAGGAAUUAACAUUCAUAGCCCAACUAUUCUCAUAUGAGAAAAAAAUAACCAAAAUGUUGAUUAUAGAUAGUACCAUUAUGUUAGGUACUUGUGAUGGUAAGAAGUGAAUAAUUACUUAUAUUUUUCCGUAGUAUGAAUUGAUUCCUAUUGAGAAACAAAUAUACUUUCCAAUGGGAUAACAUUUUAAUUCAGGUACUACCAGAACUAACCAUUUAUUUCUCUCUAGUUAUUUAAAAAUACUAAUCAGUGCUAUAUAUUCAUUCUAAGGUGGGAAUUGGUUUUGGACUUUGUGUUUCCUUUUAUAUGCAUUAACUCUAUAAAUUAAACUAGUGCCUAAAAUGUGUAAGACCGAAAUGAAAGCUGACUAUAUCUAUCCCAUGCCAACUUUCUCAGAUGAAAAGUGAAAAAUUAACUUCUCUGUGAUCUCAAAUCUCUGAACACUGAAUAUAUUCCAUGGCUAUUUUUUUUUCCUUCUUUAGUCACAUAUUUAGCAUUGAAGUGCUAUUUGAGAGACAUUUCUGCUUAUAAAGUGGACUGGAUUAGAAGUCUAAGUUAUAUGUGAAGGAGACAUUUACUGUUUUAGACUGACAGUGUGAAUAGCUGGAUUAAAACAAUAUUUGUGAACUCUGCUAUAAUGGUUUUAUUUUUGUAGUUCAGUUACUGUAAUUAGCACUACUUACAGCAGAGACUGAAAUUAUUAUUGAAAUCAGAGAGUAUGGUAAGCUGGUCAGAAUUAGUAAUGAAAACAUAUUUGUUGACUUCUUAGACAUCUUAGUCUUGUGUACAGUCUUAAAUUUCCCCAAACUAUUUGUUCAUCUGGAUUAUGUUAUAGAAUAUUGAUGGUCAAGUGGUGAAGAAUAAAAGGUACUAAAAAGCG
Molecule: messenger RNA, 4681 nt
Organism: Sus scrofa (pig)
Lineage: Eukaryota; Metazoa; Chordata; Mammalia; Artiodactyla; Suidae
Gene: LUZP2
Product: leucine zipper protein 2
Source: RefSeq, a predicted model, not a curated record